GUUUCAAUUCGCUCUUGUCUCCUCCCACCACAUCCCCAUACAAGCGAUCCCUCUCGCGCUUCAUACCGCCUUCUCCUCUUCCCCAAGACACCUCCCGUCACCAAGCUAGCAUACCAACAACACGAUGGCCCCCGCCGCCAAGAAGUCCACCACCGCGAAGGCGUCGAGCAAGGCGGCCCCCGCUGCCAGCAAGACUGCCGCCAAAUCCACCCACCCCCCUUGGGCUGAGAUGAUCAAGGAGUGCAUCGUUGACAACACUGAGGACGCCCGCCACGGUGUCUCGCGUCCGCAGAUCAAGAAAUAUGUCGAGGAGAAGUACAAGCUCACCAUCGGCCCUGCGCAGAACACGCAACUCGCCCGGGCGAUAGCGUAUGGCGCUGAGAAAGGCCACUUCGUCCUUCCCAAGGGUCCUUCUGGCCGCGUCAAGCUUCCGCCCAAGAGCCGUCCCGCCGACGCUGCCUCCAAGGAGAAUAAGCCCGCCGCGAAGCCGAAGUCCGCUGCUGCGAAGGUGCCGGCGUCCAAGGCUAAGGCUGCUCCCUCGAAGGCCAAGGCUGCCCCCACGAAGACGGCCACCAAGAAGGCCACCACCGCUAAGGCGACCACUGCGAAAAGCACGGCGCGGACCACCAAGGCUGCUGGGACCGUCAAGAAGCCAACGGCGGCCAACGCGAAGGCGCCCGCUAAGGCCAAGGCGUCGACAAGCAAGGCGAAGGCGGCAGAGCCGGGCAAGAAGAAGGCAGCUGCACCGGCGAAGAAGAACGCAGCGGCAACGACCAAGAAGCCUACGGCGGCGUCGAAGCGGGCGCCUGCGAAGAAGGCUGCCACUGGCACGACGCCGGCGACGAAGGCGAAGACGGCAGCGAAGAAGGCGACCGUGACGAAGAAGGCUGCACCGGCGAAGAAGGCCGCGGACAAGGAGAAGCCCGCUAAGGCGGCUCGCACAUCGUCCGGGCGCAAGACGACGGCGCCCAAGAAGUAGGCGGCGAUUGCGUCCAGUCUUUCAUGUUUCUUGCCCUACGCCUUUAUGGCGGUGUACACUUUCCCGUCUUCUCUUCCCUCUUGUGUCUAUCCUCUCCCCUGUGCCUCCUACUACGCACCUUCCUGUGCUCGCGUUGAGUACUCCAUACCAUACGUGCUUCCUCCCUCGUCUCUUCGCGUCCUAUCUUCGAUAUGUGCCUCUGUUUCUCGUUCUUGUAUGUAUCACCCCGAUCGUAGCGCAUCGCAGACUAUAUAGAGUAUGAGUAUGUAGGAUGCGUAGUAGUAGUGAUGCACCGUAGUGUAAUUUAUGUUUAUAUGAUGCGAUAAAGUGGA
Messenger RNA from Schizophyllum commune H4-8, 1311 nucleotides. RefSeq lists its product as uncharacterized. The transcript has 7 exons. Gene Ontology annotation, molecular function: DNA binding. The coding region runs from base 125 to 979 and encodes 284 amino acids. Gene Ontology annotation, cellular component: nucleosome. Gene Ontology annotation, biological process: nucleosome assembly. NCBI's taxonomy places the organism in Eukaryota, Fungi, Basidiomycota, Agaricomycetes, Agaricales, Schizophyllaceae. The record is from RefSeq and is a predicted model, not a curated record.